AAUAAAUGAUGAUCCAGUAAAAGGUGAUAGAGCCAUAGCCAUACUACUAGUAGCCAAGUAUUCCCAAUUUCCCAUUACGGUACUGCAGCAAAAAGUUUUUUGCUGGUAGAUCAGUUGAAGAUCUGCAAUGGAGUCUUCACUACUGACAUCACCGGCGGCAAUUUCUCGUUUGGCAGCAUCCAGAACUAUCAAUUGCAAUUGCAGUCCUUUAAUUUCUCAGUUCCACCGCCAUUUUUCUACUAGGUCAACUCAGUUUGUACUGAUGAGUCAACUCGCUCGGUUCCAUCUUCGAGCUGUAUGUAACGGUGAGGUUCGAGGUCUAAACCGGUUUGGGUCGGUUUCUCUGUCGAGAAGUUUGGCAGCGGCGAAUUUACGCCCGGUUCGGAAGGACUUGCGGAGUGUUUCUGGUUCCGCAGCUUCUUUUGCAGCUAGUGGUGGAGGAAAUGAUAACCCCGGAGGUAAUGGCGGCGGUGGCGGUGGCAACGGAGAUGGUGCGACGGACGGUGGUAAGGAAAAUCCUAGUGUUGUUGCUGAAACGGGUGAAGAUAUAUCUGCUUUGUCCUCUGAUGUCAUUAUCCUAGAUGUUACCGGAAUGACAUGCGGUGGCUGUGCAUCGAGCGUGAAGAGAAUUUUAGAAAGUCAACCACAAGUUUCUUCCGCUACUGUAAAUCUUACGACGGAGACAGCAAUAGUGUGGCCAGUAUCUGACGCAAAGGUUGUACCAAAUUGGCAAAAGCAGUUAGGGGAGGCUCUUGCAAAGCAUUUGAGUACCUGUGGGUUCAAAUCUAACGUUCGAGAUUCCAGAAGGGAAAACUACUUCGAAAUAUUUGAGAAGAAGAUGAAUGCAAAGCGUAUUCAGUUGAAAGAAAGUGGUCGUGCGCUUGCCGUCUCGUGGGCUUUAUGUGGAGUGUGCCUUGUCGGGCAUCUCUCUCAUUUCCUUGGAGCUAAGGCUUCAUGGAUCCAUGCAAUUCAUUCCACGGGUUUCCAUAUGACUCUAUCUCUGUUUACGUUGCUUGUACCUGGUCGACAACUUAUUAUUGAUGGUCUGAAAAGCCUAAUUAAAGGAUCACCAAACAUGAAUACAUUAGUUGGUCUUGGGGCCUUGUCAUCAUUUGCUGUGAGCUCAAUGGCAGCCUUAAUACCAAAGCUGGGUUGGAAAACAUUCUUCGAGGAACCUGUUAUGUUGAUUGCUUUUGUCUUGCUGGGAAGAAACCUUGAGCAGAGAGCUAAAAUUAAAGCCACAAGUGACAUGACAGGCCUUCUCAAUGUCUUGCCAUCUAAAGCAAGACUUGUAGUCAGUGGAGAUUCAGGGGAAUCGAGCACCACUGUUGAAGUUCCUUCUAACAGUCUGUCAGUCGGAGAUCAGAUCAUUGUUUUACCUGGGGACCGUGUUCCAGCUGAUGGAAUUGUCAGAGCCGGUAGAAGCACAGUUGAUGAAUCAAGUUUUACUGGGGAGCCGUUACCUGUCACUAAAUUACCUGGGGCCGAAGUUGCAGCAGGAAGUAUAAACCUUAAUGGAACACUUACUGUUGAAGUGCGACGACCAGGUGGUGAAACUGCUAUUGGGGACAUUGUUAGAUUAGUAGAGGAAGCACAGAGUAGAGAAGCUCCCGUGCAGCGGUUGGCUGACAAGGUUGCUGGGCAUUUUACCUAUGGGGUAAUGACACUUUCUGCUGCCACAUUUAUGUUCUGGAACCUUUUUGGUGCUCGCAUUCUGCCUCCUUCCCUUUAUCAUGGAAGUGUUGUUUCACUAGCAUUGCAGCUCUCAUGUACUGUGCUGGUUAUUGCCUGUCCAUGUGCACUUGGUCUUGCCACUCCUACUGCAGUGAUGGUUGGAACCUCACUUGGUGCCACUAAAGGCUUGCUUUUGCGUGGUGGAAGUGUCCUAGAAAGAUUCUCAACAGUGAAUACAAUUGUGUUUGAUAAGACUGGGACACUGACUAUUGGUAGACCAAUUGUGACCAAAGUUGUGUCUCAAGGUCAAGGCCAUCAAGAAGAUGCAGAUGCAAGACAAGAUUCGACUUCACCUUGUCAGUGGUCAGAAGUUGAUAUUCUGAAGUUAGCUGCUGGAGUUGAAUCAAAUACCAAUCAUCCAAUUGGAAAAGCAAUUGUAGAGGCUGCUCAGAAAGCAAAAUCUCCAAAAUUGAAGGUUUUGGAUGGAACAUUCAUGGAGGAGCCUGGAUCUGGUGCUGUAGGGUAUAUUGAUAAUAAAAGGAUUUCUGUUGGCACACUAGAGUGGGUCAAAAGGCAUGGAGUUCUUGAGAAUCCGUUCCAAGAAUCUGAUGACUUUAAGAACCAAUCAGUAGUAUAUGUGGGAGUUGAUGGCGUCCUUGCUGGUCUAAUUUAUGUUGAGGACCAAAUCAGAGAAGACGCAAGGCAUGUUGUUGAAUCUUUGACAAAACAAGGGAUUAGCACUUAUUUACUGUCUGGUGACAAAAAAAAUGCUGCCGAGUACGUUGCAUCUGUUGUUGGCAUCCCUAAGGAAAAUGUAUAUUAUGGAGUCAAACCAGAUGAAAAGAAUAAAUUUGUAAGCAGACUACAAAAGGAUCAGAAAGUUGUAGCUAUGGUGGGUGAUGGAAUAAAUGACGCUGCAGCCUUGGCGUCAGCACAUGUAGGAAUAGCUAUUGGUGGUGGAGUUGGAGCUGCAAGUGAUGUGUCUUCUAUUGUACUGAUGCACGAUCGGUUAUCUCAGUUGCUCGAUGCUCUGGAGCUAAGCAGGCUAACAAUGAAGACUGUAAAACAAAAUCUUUGGUGGGCCUUCGGAUACAACAUCGUUGGAAUUCCGGUAGCUGCUGGAGUCUUGCUGCCAUCUACUGGAACCAUGCUUACUCCGUCAAUAGCAGGAGCUCUCAUGGGCUUAAGCUCUAUUGGCGUGAUGACAAAUUCAUUGUUACUGAGACUCAAGUUUAAAUCAAGGCAGAAGGAAAUACAUGGACAAUCAGUAAUAGUUGAUAUCCCUUCUGAUUCUCAUAGCUUGAAUCAAGAAAAGUUGAAACAUCCAGAUAGUGAAUCCUCACAAGCCUAGUCAGUGAUUGAUUCCAACACUUAGUUGGUUCUCCGCUUGGGAUACCAAUCAGUUGUAGGGAGUGUAAUCUUGUAAUUGCCGCAGUUUGGACGAACAGGGAUGGGGGACUCUGCUUCAGCUCAAGCUUAUCAACCAUCAAAUUCUAAUGGAUCCCGCUACCUGCAGUUUUACAUGGUUGGGUGAUGCGGAUUUAUGGUCAUCACAGACUACGUACAGAAACUGUACACUGGAUCAAUCUGUCUAGGGAAUCACAAACAAUUUGGUUAAGCAUUAAAUGUGUAAUGGUUGGAUCGUGCCAAGAGAAGGCCACUUAUUCUUU
This is a messenger RNA of Solanum stenotomum, 3344 nucleotides long. Its product is annotated as copper-transporting ATPase PAA1, chloroplastic. Bases 128 to 3025 code for a protein of 965 amino acids. Gene Ontology annotation, cellular component: membrane. The record is from RefSeq and is a predicted model, not a curated record. Gene Ontology annotation, molecular function: copper ion binding; ATP hydrolysis activity; ATP binding. Lineage: Eukaryota; Viridiplantae; Streptophyta; Magnoliopsida; Solanales; Solanaceae. The transcript is spliced from 17 exons. Gene Ontology annotation, biological process: monoatomic cation transport; copper ion homeostasis.